Molecule: messenger RNA, 1088 nt
Organism: Cucumis melo (muskmelon)
Lineage: Eukaryota; Viridiplantae; Streptophyta; Magnoliopsida; Cucurbitales; Cucurbitaceae
Product: reticulon-like protein B9
Exons: 5
Coding region: 177-836 (219 amino acids)
Source: RefSeq, a predicted model, not a curated record
AGAGCCAUAUUAUCCCACAAGCCAUUCCUUCCUUUACCUUAGCUUUCUUUACUAUCAAGCUUAGAACCCCUCAUUCCUCCCUUUCAUAUAUAUACUUCACCUCAUUUUAAACCUUACUUCCACUUCCCCUAUAGCCACCCCUCAUUGCAAUUUAUUAUACCCUCUAAUCCUUUAUCAUGUCGAGCUACUCCGACUCCGACGAUGAUUCUGUACCUCGCUCAAAGCUCUUCGGCCGCCGCCGCCCCAUUCAUGAUAUUUUUGGAGGAGGGAGAGUUGCGGACAUACUGUUAUGGAAAGACAAGAAGAUGUCAGCAGGAUUACUGUUGGGAAUGACAGUGUUAUGGUUUUUGUUUGAGGUUGUCGAAUACAACUUUGUCACUCUCAUUUGUCAUAUCUCUAUUACCUCCAUGCUCAUCUUCUUCAUUUGGUGCACUGGUGCUGAAUUUUUCAAAUGGAAUCCUCCACGGUUUCCAGAAGCAAUAUUAAAAGAAUCAACAUUCAAAGACGUUGCUUCCACUUUGCACAGAAGAAUCAACCAAUUCCUCAUCAAGAUUUUCGAUAUCGCUUAUGGAAAAGAUCUCCCACUGUUCUUUCUGGCAAUUGUUUCGCUCUAUCUUUUAUCAGUGAUUGGAUCAUACAUUAGCUUUCUCAAUCUCCUUUACUUCGGAUUUGUAGCAUUGGAAACUUUGCCAUUUCUAUACGAAAAAUAUGAAGAGGAAGUUGAUCAAUUUGCUGGGAAGGCCAUUUCUCAAACCAAGAAAUCUUACAGAAAUUUCGAUGCCAAAUUUCUCAACAAGAUCCCAAGAGGACCUGUCAAAGACAAGAAACUCAGAUAAUUAUUUCAAUUGUAUCAAUAUAUAUAUAUAUAUACUCUUUGUAAUUAAUUAUAUAUAUAUAAAUCAUGUUAAUUAAUAUGCCAUUUCAUGUAAUAAAUUAAAAUUCUCCAUCUCUAAAUAUAUAUAUAUAUACAUAUUUAAAGUGAGUUUCAUCAUCCUUAAACUAAACUACAAUUUCCCAUAUCUUAUAUAUGCAACUAUUGUUUAUUAUAUAAACUUUUUAUUUCAAUUUUCAUUUCAUCAUUUAUCAAA